Molecule: messenger RNA, 861 nt
Organism: Eimeria acervulina
Lineage: Eukaryota; Apicomplexa; Conoidasida; Eucoccidiorida; Eimeriidae
Exons: 3
Coding region: 1-861 (286 amino acids)
Source: RefSeq, a predicted model, not a curated record
AUGGAAGGAAAGAUCCCUGUUCUGGAUUCUUUUACCGUCACAACCCCCUCUUUGUCGGUCGUUAUAAGGGCAGACGACACACCACUGCCCUCCAAUGUACAACAACAGGGGAAUCCAGCAAACCUCGUGACUGUGCACGCAGUGGAGUCACGCGAAGACGAAGAAGAAGAAAAGGCUGCAGCUGCUGUAUUUGCAUCUGAGCAGCAGCAAAUGAUGCAGCAGCGUCAGCAGCAGCAGCAGCGACUGAUGCAUUUAAACAGCUUAUCUACAUUAUCACAAGACGAGUUAAAAGAGUUAAAGGAGUUACAAGAAAGAGAAUUAUAUAUGCAAGCAAUAGACAGGGAAAUACAAGAAGAAGAAACAAACUACAGCAAUAUGCUGAAACGAGCAGAAUCUAAGCAUGCAGAUGAGGUGUAUAGGCAGUUCGGUGCUCCUCCUCCUAUUAAACCCCUUGAAGAAGUUGUUACAGAAACAGAUGCUGAUGGUUUUAUUAAAAGAAUAUCUACGUUCGAGACUAAAGACUUCACCUACUGGGAUCGUCUGCGGCGACAUAACACACAAACUGUUAUAAGACGAUGGAAGUCGUAUAUACCUGCAGGCGAAGAAGAUACGGCUUUCUUUGCUAGAAAUAUUCAGGCGAACGUACCUGGAGAUGCAUACACCCAAGGGAUAUAUUAUAAACAAUUACAAACAUUUAUGAAGCCUAAAGAAUAUAAACUGCCGACAGAUUCUUAUGUAGCACCUCCGGUGUAUGUACGUCGCACAAACAACUAUGAAAAAAGAAUCUACGACCCUAUACUGUCUAUGAACAGACGUCUGCAUGCAUGCACUACUAAUAUUUGCUGCCCCCCUGGCUAUUAA